ACAUUAUAACGUCACAAAUGAUAACAUCCAGAAGCAUUUGGCAACCACGCGCUCCAGUCGAGAAAUUUUUCAAUGAACUCAAAGUUUAUAAAAGUAUCGACAAAAUGAGCGAGCCUCAAUUAAAGAAAGUGAAGAUGUCGAGUUCACUAGCCCAAUUAAAGGAGAUGACAACAGUUGUCGCCGACACCGGUGACUUUGAAGCUAUGAAACAAUUUAAACCAACGGAUGCAACUACAAACCCAUCUUUGAUUCUUGCUGCUGCCACUCAAAAGAAAUAUGCUCAUUUAAUUGAUAAAGCUGUACAUUAUGGCAAGAAGACAGGAUCUACACCAGAAGAACAAAUUGAAGCAGCAUUAGAUUUGACGUGUGUCUUGUUUGGUAAAGAGAUACUUAAUAUUAUACCUGGAAGAGUUUCUACUGAAGUAGAUGCUCGACUAUCAUUCAACAAAGAUGGUAGUAUUGAAAAAGCAAAAAAAUUAAUUGAUUUAUAUGAAGAGAAUGGAAUAAGCAAGGAACGUGUAUUAAUUAAAUUAGCUUCUACCUGGGAAGGUAUUCAAGCUGCAAAAGUACUUGAGGAAAAAUAUGGCAUUCAUUGCAAUCUAACUCUUUUAUUUUCUUUCACUCAAGCUGUAGCUUGUGCAGAAGCUGGAGUAACUCUUAUUUCUCCUUUUGUUGGCAGAAUUCUUGAUUGGUAUGUAGAGAAGACCGGUAUAAAAUCUUAUGAAGCUAAAGAAGAUCCAGGGGUAUUGUCAGUUACAAAAAUUUAUAAUUAUUACAAAAAGUUCGGUUAUAAAACUGUUGUAAUGGGUGCUUCGUUUAGAAAUACAGGUGAAAUUAAGCAAUUGGCCGGUUGUGAUUUCUUAACUAUUAGUCCAAAGUUAUUAGAAGAAUUAGAAAAAAGCAAUGAACCUAUUCAUAAAGUAUUAACGGAGGAUGCAGCUAAGAAAAGUGACCUACAAAAAAUCAGUUUAAAUGAAGCUAAAUUCAGAUGGCUUUUAAAUGAGGAUCAAAUGGCAACUGAUAAAUUAAGUGAAGGUAUUCGUAAAUUUGCAGUAGAUGUACGUAAAUUGGAAAAACUAUUGCAAGACAAAUUACAAGCAUAAGCAUUUUUAUAAAUAAUUGCUCACAGGUGCAAUAAAUAAUUAUUUUGUAAAAAUAAUUAUUGAAGAUAUAAAUU
Polistes dominula (European paper wasp) is the source of this 1177-nucleotide messenger RNA. RefSeq names its product transaldolase (gene Taldo). Gene Ontology annotation, molecular function: transaldolase activity. The record is from RefSeq and is a predicted model, not a curated record. NCBI's taxonomy places the organism in Eukaryota, Metazoa, Arthropoda, Insecta, Hymenoptera, Vespidae. Gene Ontology annotation, cellular component: cytoplasm; intracellular anatomical structure. Gene Ontology annotation, biological process: pentose-phosphate shunt, non-oxidative branch; pentose-phosphate shunt; carbohydrate metabolic process.